AUGGACCCCUCAAGUCUACCGCCCUUCCAAGUCGGAGGCCCAAUCCGACCCAUCACUUGUGUGGAGAUGCACACAGCGGGCGAACCAACACGAAUCAUCUGGACUGGAUUCCCCGAACUAAGUGGUACACUACUUGAGCAGCGAGCGCAGGCGAAAGAGAAAUCAGAUGAGUUCCGCCGCUUGCUGAUGCUGGAGCCCCGCGGCCACUACGACAUGUACGGCGCCAUUCUGCGACCCGACACGGAACUGGUGGCUGAGGACAAGGCGGAUAUGGGGGUGUUGUUUAUGCAUAACGAAGGUUUCUCGACUAUGUGCGGACAUGCGACGAUUGCGCUUGGUCGAUUCCUAGUUGACGUGGAUGAGAUUGUCUUUCCGCGCCGCAGGCACUUGAAGUACGAUGCCACCACGGGGACUACGCGGCUCAAUCUCCAUGUACCCUGUGGACUGGUUGAAGUCAUAGUCCCUACAUUACCCACCGGAAAAUCAGACCCGGCUCGUCCGGUAUCUUUUAUUUCGGUCCCAUCUUUUCCAACAGCGACCUCGUUGAAGAUCCCACUGCCAGAGAAAUAUCAAUGGCCCGAACUGCAAGGUCGCACUUCAGUCACGGCUGAUUUCUCUUACGGCGGCGCCUAUUAUUGCCUAAUCAGCGGCGAGGAACUGGGUUUUCCUAAGGGGUUGGCUGAGAUCGAUCUUCAAAGGAUGGAUCAUGCCACAAAGCUACUCAAGGAAGUUAUCAACACCGACCCGAGUCUUAGAUAUCUCACCCAAAACAUUGAGACAGGAGAGCAAGGGAUUUUGUACAGCGUUAUGAUUACAGAUACAGGACUGGGCCAUGUGAGUGCCUUGGAGGGGUCGGCGGCGUCGCGCGCUCAGAAGCUUGCCAAUAGUGAAGAGACGGGCCUUUGCUUCUUUGCCAAUCAGCAGAUCGACCGGUCUCCUACCGGUGGCUGUGUCGCUGCCCGUGUUGCCCUUGCACAUGCUCAGGGACUUUUGCCUGUGGGCGAGAAAAGAAUCUAUAAUUCGUUGGUUACACGCGCCUAUCAGGGUCUGGCUGGGUUCGUUGGGUCUGUUGAUGCUGAAACGGGGCCAAGUGUGCGUGUCAAAGUCGAGGGAUAUGCUUAUUACACGGGCUAUCAUUCGUUUGUCGUGGAAGCAGAGGACGGCCUAGGGGUUGGCGGCUUUUCUCUGCGAGAUAUUACCAUGUAG
Molecule: messenger RNA, 1206 nt
Organism: Penicillium riverlandense
Lineage: Eukaryota; Fungi; Ascomycota; Eurotiomycetes; Eurotiales; Aspergillaceae
Product: Proline racemase
Exons: 1
Coding region: 1-1206 (401 amino acids)
Molecular function (GO): hydro-lyase activity
Source: RefSeq, a predicted model, not a curated record